AUGGCGGCGAGUAGUCAAACUGAGGAGAGCAUGAUGAACUACGAUUCUCCGGCGUGCGGCGGCGCGGCAGAGACGGUCAUCGAGGACCUCCCCACGGACGUGCUGUCCCUCGUGCUCCGCCGGCUCGACGGCGCGUCGCUGGCGGCGCUCGGCUGCGCGAGCUCCAGCUUCCACGACCUCGCCACCGACCCCGACACAUGGCGCGGACUCUGCCUCGCCUUGUGGCCGUCGGUCGCCGGCCUCCUCGACAAUUCUUGCUGCCGCGGCACCGGUGACGGCUUCCACCGGGCGCUCUUCGCCGACGCGUUCCCGUUCCCAGCGACAGCGGCGGCGGCGGCCACGGCCACGGUCGCGCCCGCCCUGCCCAGCCGGCUCGUCUCCGCCGUGGACCUGCACCACAAGGGGGUCUGCAUCAUAUCGCGCGUGGUGGAGACGGACGCCUCGUCGGCGUGGUUCCUGGGCUCGCCGUUCCGCGUCGACGCGCUCCUGCAGGAGGGCUUCUCGGCAGCGUCCUCGAUCACGCCGGCGGAGCUGACGCUGAGCUGGCUGCUUCUCGACCCGACGUCAGGCCGGGCGGUCAACGCCUCCAGCCGGCGGCCGGUGUCCGUUGACCGGAGCUGGCUCACGGGAGAGACCGUGGUGCGGUUCACCGUGGUGCUCGGCGGCGUCGCCCUGGACGCGGCCGUCACGUGCGACGACCGGUUUGGGCACGUCCGGGAGGUCAGCCUGUGCGUGGAGGACGGUGACGGCGGCGGCGUCAGCGGGCGGGACGGGCUGGCGGCGGUCGCCGCGGCCAUGGCCGCCCCGAGGCAGGGCCGGGGCGCGGAGGCGGAGGCACAGGCGGCGCGGCAGUACGGGGAGUUGGUGAAAGGGAAGAGCGCGCGGAAGGAGUGGAAGGCGAGGCGGGAGGGGCUCGUCGACCUCUGCUGCUCCGGCGUCGGAGCGGCGGCGUUCGUCGGGUUCCUGGUGAUGCUCACGUGCCGGUGA
This is a messenger RNA of Triticum turgidum subsp. durum (durum wheat), 987 nucleotides long. NCBI's taxonomy places the organism in Eukaryota, Viridiplantae, Streptophyta, Magnoliopsida, Poales, Poaceae. The record is from the annotation of a GenBank genome assembly.